AAGAGGAUACACAGAGGGGACGACACAGAGGAGACACGAAGGGGACAACACCGAGGAGACAAAUUGAGCUGUGGAGCGAGGCUGAGGGUGACCAUGUCGGUGCUCAGCCCCGCCCCCAGCAGCACCGACGCCUGCCUCAGCAUCGUCCACAGCCUGAUGUGUCACUGGCAGGGCGGCGAGAACGAGGGCUUCGCCAAGCGGGCCAUCGAGAGUCUGGUGAAGAAGCUGAAGGAGAAGAAGGACGAGCUGGACUCCCUCAUCACUGCUGUCACCUCCAGCGGCCUGCAUCCCAGCAGGUGUGUCACCAUCCAGAGGACGCUGGACGGACGACUGCAGGUAGCGGGCAGGAAAGGUUUUCCUCAUGUGAUCUACGCCCGUCUAUGGCGCUGGCCCGACCUCCAUAAGAACGAGCUGAAACACGUGAAGUUCUGUCAGUUCGCCUUCGACCUGAAGUAUGACAGCGUCUGCGUGAACCCGUACCACUACGAGAGGGUGUCAGGACCCGCCUCCACAGGUCCUCAGUCUCUGAUUAAGGAGGAGUUCAUGCAGGACUGUCUGCAGCUGGACCUGCCUCCCCACCCUGACCUGUACCACCAGCCUGGCCCUGCCAGCAUGCAUCCCAGAACGAGCUCCAUGAGGCCUCCGACCUCCAGGGGGGUCGGCGAAGCUCUGGACGGCCUUCUGCAGGUCUCCCUGUCCCAGAACCACAGGGGCCAGACCUCCCCACUUCUUACCUCACAGCAUCUGCAUCCUCCUGCUGCCUCCUCCCCUCACCUGCCAGGCCCUGAGCACAGCCCCCCCCAAACAGCCACCUGGACAGGUAACAGCCCUGCCCCCUACACCUCUGCAGGGCAUCGACAUAAUGGGCGGAGUCACACGCAGCAGCCAGAAUUACAUCAUCAUCACUACGCCCCCAACACUCACUUCUGGUCGCAGCAUCACCGUGCUGCUCCGUAUCCACAGCCCGUAUCCAACCAUCCAGGUCCGGAGUUCUGGUGCUCCAUCUCGUACUUUGAAUUGGACGUUCAGGUUGGUGAGAUGUUUAAGGUCCAGUCCAGCUGUCCUCUGGUGACUGUGGACGGCUACAUGGACCCGUCAGGAGGGGAUCGGUUCUGUUUGGGACAGCUGAGCAACGUACACCGUACUGCAGCCAGCCACCGCUCCAGGCUGCACAUCGGUCGGGGGGUCCAGCUGGAGUGUCGAGGGGAGGGGGACGUCUGGAUGCGCUGCCUCAGCGACCACUCUGUGUUUGUUCAGAGUUACUACCUGGACCGGGAGGCGGGCCGAGCACCUGGUGACGGCGUUCACAAGAUCUACCCCGGAGCUUGUAUCAAGGUGUUCGACUUGCGGCAGUGCCACAGACAGAUGCAGCAGCAGGCGGCAGCAGCUCAGACGGCUGCUGAGACUCAAUCAGCUGCAGUUGCUGGUGCGAUUCCUGGUCCCAACAGCGUGGGUGGGAUUGCACCUGCCAUCAGUGUGUGCUUGGCAGCAGGUCUGGGUGUGGAUGACCUGCGCAGGUUGUGCAUUGUGCGACUGAGCUUUGUUAAAGGUUGGGGGUGUGACUACCCACGGCAGAGCAUCAAAGACACCCCCUGCUGGCUGGAGGUCCACCUGCAUCGUGCGCUGCAGCUACUCGACCAGGUGCUGCACACGCUGCCACCGCGGGAACACACGGUCUGACAGACUCACCUGGAUUCUGAUGAGUACUGCUGGCACCCAGUGGCACAGCAGGAGGCCCCGCCCUCUACACAGGUGUCAACAAACACAC
Molecule: messenger RNA, 1768 nt
Organism: Nematolebias whitei (Rio pearlfish)
Lineage: Eukaryota; Metazoa; Chordata; Actinopteri; Cyprinodontiformes; Rivulidae
Product: mothers against decapentaplegic homolog 4
Exons: 11
Coding region: 94-1680 (528 amino acids)
Biological process (GO): cell differentiation; transforming growth factor beta receptor signaling pathway; BMP signaling pathway
Cellular component (GO): heteromeric SMAD protein complex
Molecular function (GO): RNA polymerase II cis-regulatory region sequence-specific DNA binding; I-SMAD binding; DNA-binding transcription factor activity, RNA polymerase II-specific
Source: RefSeq, a predicted model, not a curated record